This is a messenger RNA of Harmonia axyridis, 4572 nucleotides long. RefSeq names its product protein phosphatase Slingshot (gene ssh). Gene Ontology annotation, biological process: protein dephosphorylation; actin cytoskeleton organization; negative regulation of actin filament polymerization. Gene Ontology annotation, molecular function: actin binding; protein tyrosine/serine/threonine phosphatase activity. The transcript is spliced from 11 exons. Bases 233 to 3895 code for a protein of 1220 amino acids. NCBI's taxonomy places the organism in Eukaryota, Metazoa, Arthropoda, Insecta, Coleoptera, Coccinellidae. The record is from RefSeq and is a predicted model, not a curated record. Gene Ontology annotation, cellular component: cytoplasm.
CUCUUGGACUGUUGUUCAGGCGCGUUGGUGUAGGAUUUCGGACGACCGCCUUUGUUUUGACUUGAAAGUUGUGGAAGUUCAUCGAUUUCGUUGAUAUUUUUCCUUUGGAAAUAGUUAUUACUUUUGUAAUUCAACCUGUUAUGCAACACUGGUUGGUCCUAUGGAUCGAAAUACGUCAUGUGCGUUAAUUUUGAUUGAAAUAGUGUAGUUACUGUUGUAGAGUGAGGUUAAAAUGUUGUAUAUUUUGCCACCACCUAGGAAUCCCAGUCCUCCUUCACCCUGGGAUAGUAUUUUGUACGGGUCUGUGAGUAGUGAUAGUGCCUCUAAUAGGGAAAGUUCUGCUAAUGUCAAUCUAAUUGAAAGGAAAGCCGGAAAGCGAUUGUCAAAGAUUGCCAAAUCUAUCAUUUCUAAAAUAGGGGAUGGAUUAAGCAGCCAAAAUGAAAUGGAUCCGAGCAGGAGUUCUAAAAGCCUCAGCGAAUGCUACUUCGCGGGCAAAGGCACAGCUCUGGUGCUCCCCGACGCAGAGGCGUCCACGUCGCCGCAACGGGGGGUGGAGAGCGGUGGACAGCGUCCCUCUGUCACUGGUACCAGUAUACAGAAGCACUUACAGUCUAUGUUCUAUUUAUUGCGACCGGAAGAAACGCUCAAAAUGGCGGUGAAAUUGGAAAGCAUGCACACUGGUAGAACGAGAUACUUGGUAGUCGUCUCCAGAAUGGGGAAUAGAGGAGAAGAAUCGUGUCUUCUUGGUAUAGACUGUAACGAGAGGACAACAGUAGGGUUGGUGUUGAGGGUAUUGGCAGAUACUUCAAUACGAUUGGAUGGUGACGGGGGUUUCAGUGUCAGCGUAUGCGGUAAACAUCACAUUUUCAAGCCAGUUUCCGUCCAGGCCAUGUGGUCGGCGUUGCAGACGCUACACAAGGCCAGUUCGAAAGCUCGGGAGCAGAACUACUUCCAGGCCGGUCUGACCCACGGCUGGGUUGAUUAUUAUGAAGCCAGGAUCGAGUCGGACAGGUCGUGUCUCAACGAGUGGCACGCGAUGGACAGUCUGGAGUCCAGACGGCCCCCGUCUCCCGAUUCCAUCAGGACGAAACCGACGGAACGAGAGGAGACCGAGAGGGUGAUCAGAGCCACCCUGAAGGAGAUCAUGAUGUCCGUCGAUCUCGACGAGGUUACCAGCAAGUACAUUCGUACAAGGUUAGAAGAAGAGUUGGACGUGGAUUUAGGUGAAUAUAAAUCCUUCAUUGACCAAGAAAUGUUGACGAUUCUUGGUCAGAUGGACGCCCCAACUGAAAUAUUCGAGCAUGUCUACCUGGGUUCUGAGUGGAAUGCAUCUAACUUUGAGGAAUUGAGGAAGAACGGGGUUGGCCAUAUCCUCAACGUGACCAAGGAGAUCGAUAACUUCUUUCCUGGUACAUUCGACUACCUGAACGUCCGGGUUUACGAUGACGAGAAAACCGAUCUGCUAAAGCACUGGGACGACACCUUCAAAUAUAUCACGAAAGCGAGAAACGCGGGCUCGAAGGUGCUGGUACACUGCAAGAUGGGAGUCAGCAGGUCGGCUUCUGUUGUGAUAGCCUACGCUAUGAAGGCGUACAACUGGGACUUCAAGACGGCGUGGAAGCAUGUCAAGGGAAAGAGGACCUGCAUCAAGCCGAAUACCGCCUUCUUGGCUCAGCUAGAAACUUACAGAGGUAUAUUAGAUGCGAUGCAAAAUAAGGAGAAACUGCAGAGAUCAAAGUCUGAAACUAACCUGAAGAAAAGCGAGGAAACAACCCAUAAAAAUCCAAAGGUUUUGAUUGGGAGUGAGCCAACGCCAAUCAUUCGAGCGAUGGACCAACGCACAACUGAAGGGAUGUCCGGAAUAGAAUUAAGGAAUUUGGGAUUGCGACCGAAGUCCUGGUCGCCAGAAUGCGCCACAACCAAAGAAUCGACGUCGGUGAGCAAAUCAUCGCCGGUCUUUCUCUCCCUGGAGGAUCUCAGUCAGAAGUCGUCGUCGAGGGAGUCUGUCAGGAAUCUACAGCACACCCCCGACAGAAGGUCGUUCCUACCUCGACACAUGUUGAUGCCCUGUGAUAACGGAGAAUCGUACAGCGUGUCGCCAAAUCAGAUUGUUCACUUGCCUGGACAGCAUGCUGAGACCUGCGUCAUAGCGUCCGUCAAAGAUAGGAUAAUCGAGCUGGAAUCGAACGUCGAACAGAGGUCCAUCGACAGGAAGAAGCUGGUUCUCAAUUUGGCCAAUCAGAUCGAUGCGAUAGCUACUGAGCUACAAGAUAAAACAGACGAGUCAAAAGAUACUACCGAUGUGACCGCCAGGCAAAUACAGAAUACAGACACUUGGGAUCCUGGAGAGACCGAAGCCAACUCUGAAGAGAGCAAGAAUAGGAAGAACAUUUCAAGUGAAAACUGUGAUUCUGUAAACGCUAAAAAACCUAGUGCGGCGAAUCAACUCGUGUGGACCUCUUCGACCGUCUUGAAGACGCUGUCGAAAUCUCAACCUAUCGGUAAUAAUAAUAAAGUUCCUGAAUCUCAGAAAGACAAGAGUGAGCGAAAAGACUGCGAUCCGUUCUCCAACGUGGUGGACCGCGUGUUCGACAGAGAGGAGAAGAAGCAGCAGCGCGUAUCGGUAAUUCCAAUUCUGCCCGUUCACGAUGGACAGGAGAAGAGGGAUUGUCCGUCGCGGCAAAACUCCUGGAGUUCUUACGACAGCGCUGUGGUGAUAGGCGGUCAGACCGAGCUCUCUAGGCACAGUUCUUGGGGAUCGGGCGACACGCGCACGUUACCUUCGCGGAACAGUUCGUGGGGUUCAUACGACAUCAGACCGCGCGGCUCUGUGCAUUACACGAACGAGAAAGGCGAGAAAGUUGUACAUAAUGCCGAGGAUACUGUAAGUUCUGACAGGGAUGACGUACCUUGGUGGCAUUCUGGGACGGUCAGAAGGACGAAACAGAAGCUGGAAGGUUCCGCCGCCAAGAGGAAGUCCGGAACGGUCCAUCCCGACAACGCGGACUCCAUGGACCAUUCCGAUUCCUCGGACGCCACCGAGACCACGGAGUCCUCCAAGGAAUCGCUCAAAGUUCCCGGAAAAUCGAGUGCCAUAUCAACAAGUAUCGAAAUACCGAAAAAGAUCGCGGAUAUCAGACAGAAGGACAGCUAUAGAUUGUCGUUGAGCGCUCCUGAACCGUCCUCCAUGAAUCUAGUCGUAAAAGAAUGCUCUCUCUCAAGGUGCGCUUCCAACGAUUCCCCCGUGAAUAAAAUCCAGCCUUCGUCCGUGAAGCAACAUAGGACCUUUUUGGAAAAUCUUCAUAAGGAAAAUGCGCAGAUCAGAAAACCCGAUGAAUCCCUUCAGAACUCCAAUAUCUCGGGCAUUGUGAGAAGUCUCAAACGUGAAUUCGAAGCCAAGACGGUGACAAUCACGGAGAAUAGUAACAAUGAAUACCUUGAUACGUCGAAGGCGAAAAGUAAAGGUGGUAGUCUACCAUCUUCGCCUACAAGCGUUCAUGUUGAUAGGGCUAAGCCUCCAGAAGAUCUCAAUUUGAAAAACCUAAUCGGAAUAUUCGAGAGUAACAAGCAGGAACCGAUGAAGUCGCCUCUGGUCUGCCAGCGACCUAAAUUUUCUCGGUCAGAAUCGUCGCACAACAAAAGCACAGCAAGGUAUUCUUGCAUCGAGGUGUCCACACCUUUCUGCACCUUUCAGACUCCUCUGAUAGCCAAUAUGAAGAAGAACGUUGAGGGCGAAUUCAAGAGGCCACCAGUUCCACCGGUUGUGAGGAAAAUGGUAGCUGCCACUGUUAUUGCUACUGCCGCCAAAAAGCAACAGCAAUUUGGAAAGAGUCACCCUCUGGCUAGGUUGAAUAUCAAGCCAAGGCACAAUAAUCCCGUCUACAACACUAUGUAAUGCUCAAAAGAAGGUGUUGACCGAUUAUUAAGGACCAGUUUAUUUUUGGAGGUCGUACCAAGUUACUCUCAUUUUAGAGGGAUGAGUUUUGAGAGGGCGUUUUUUACAAUCUAAUUUGGCAUUAUUUCCUUGUGAAUUAUUUUCUCGAAUUUUUAAUGAAUAAAUGAAGAAAAUUGAAAGUUAUAGUUGUCACAGAUUUAUAACUUAGUCUUUUCAAGAAAAUUCGUUAAAAGGUUUGAAGAUAGAAGCUUUUCAUGAACUCCUUUUAUUCUGACGUUGAAUCUUUGACAGCAAUGCUGGAAACAAACGUAUUUGAAGCAAAUUGACAUGAUUUUUCCUCUUAUCAAGUGAUUAUUACUAACAUAUUUCUUCUUUCAUUAUUUAUAUAUUUUUCCCAUUAUGGGUUCUUGUGAUACUAUGAUGUAUGGUAAUCCAGAAGUUUAAUUACUGGAAAAGACCUAAUUGAAUUCUGCAACCAUCAUUUCUUUUUUGUUGAUUUCUAGGUAUAUUUUUCUUUCACUACUAAUUUUAAAUGCCUUCAAAAAUAAACUGCCCUUCAUACAGGCUGUGACUGCAUUAAUUUCUCCUUUUUAUGCAGGAUUUUCCGUUAGUUUUAUAAUUAUUAGUAAAAUUUGGCCUUUUCUUGAAUUUUUAAUAAAUUUUAUUUACAAAAUGUG